AUCGCCAAGCUCGCGCUUCUCUUCAGCUUCACCUUUGCUUUGCUAUGCUGCCCGUUUCCACCUGCGCUCACAGGCGCGCGCGACGGGACCCUGGGCGCCGUGGGGCCCGAACAGGGUGUGUGGCAGCUCAUGCUGGUCACUCUCGUGGCGUAUGUCCUGCUGCCCGUGCGCACGCUUUUGGCAGUGCUGUUUGGGGUCAUGCUCGCGGCGUCCCACUUCAUCGUCAUCGCCACAUCCUUCAACGGAAGAAAGCAGAAGCUCUGGAGACCGCUGGUGGCCAACGCUGUGCUGUUCACCAGUGUCAACCUGUCGGGGGUGUUCGUGCGCAUCCUCACCGAGCGCACCCAGAGGAGAGUCUUCUUACAGGCCCGCAACUGUAUCGAGGAGCGGCUCCGGUUGGAGGACGAAAACGAGAAGCAGGAGCGUCUGCUAAUGAGCCUACUGCCCAGGAAUGUUGCCAUGGAGAUGAAGGAGGACUUCCUGAAGCCGCCGGAGAGGAUCUUUCAUAAGAUCUACAUCCAACGUCAUGACAAUGUCAGCAUCCUGUUUGCUGAUAUUGUGGGCUUCACCAGCUUGGCUUCGCAGUGCACCGCUCAGGAACUGGUCAAACUGCUCAACGAACUCUUUGGGAAGUUUGAUGAGCUGGCAACAGAGAAUCACUGCAGGAGAAUAAAGAUCCUGGGGGACUGUUACUACUGUGUGUCAGGGCUGACCCAACCCAAAGCUGACCACGCCCACUGCUGCGUGGAGAUGGGCCUGGAUAUGAUCGACACCAUUGCGUCGGUGGUGGAGGCUACAGAGGUGGACCUGAACAUGCGGGUGGGGCUACACACAGGACGGGUGCUGUGCGGCGUGCUGGGCCUCAGGAAGUGGCAGUACGACGUCUGGUCAAACGAUGUCACACUCGCAAAUGUGAUGGAGGCCGGAGGGCUGCCCGGGAAGGUGCACAUUACCAGGACCACGCUGGAGUGUCUAAAUGGAGACUAUGAGGUAGAACCAGGGUUUGGCCACGAGAGACACGCCUUCCUCCAGAAACAUCACAUCGAGACUUUUUUCAUUGUCCCAUCUCAUCGACGAAAGAUUUUCCCUGGCAUAAUUCUAUCGGACAUCAAACCAGCCAAGAGGAUGAAGUUUAAGACGGUGUGUUACCUGCUGGUGCAGCUGAUGCACUGCAGGAAGAUGUUCAAGGCCGAGAUCCCCUUCUCCAACGUCAUGACCUGUGAGGACGAUGACAAGAGAAGGGCCCUGAGGAUGGCGUCAGAGAAGCUGAGGAGCAGGACCUCGUUUUCAGCCACGGCGGUGCAGCACUCCCCGGGAACACGCGUCAACCGCUACAUCGGGCGGCUCAUCGAGGCUCGCCAAACAGAGUCCGAAACAUCUGACCUCAGCUUCAUCACGCUGUGCUACAGGAGCCGAGACCGGGAGCGACGGUAUCACCAGGUUUAUGAUGACCAUUACAUCAGCGCCGUGGUCCUGUCCCUGAUCCUCGCCGCUCUCUUUGGCCUUAUCUAUCUACUAAUGAUCCCGCAGGGGAUGGUGGUGCUCCUGCUGCUUGUGCUGUGCGUGUGUUUCCAUGUGGCCUGUGUCAUGUAUCUACACCUCACCAAGGUCCAGUGCCAUCCGGGCUGCCUCACCAUCCAGAUCCGGACUGUCCUGUGCAUCUUCCUCGUGCUGCUCACCUUCUCCGUGUCUCAGGCCAGUGUGGCAGGAUGUGUUCCUUGGAGCAGAGUGGUGGUGGGCGUAAACUCCAGUCUCACAGUGGAGCUUAUCCCAGCGCACACACUCGGGACCGGGCUCACUAACGCCACAGCAGGGGGUAAGAACUGUCCAAACAUGGCUUACGCUCUGCUGUCCUGUGUGGCGGGCACCCUCACCAUCGUACCCUACCUCCGCGUGUCCUCGCUCCCCAAGAUCCUAUUGCUCUUCAUCCUCUCUGUCAUCUACUCUGUUGUCAUGGAGACCAGCGGCUACCGGGAAGCAGUGGGAGGAGGAUUUCUGCACACACGCGGUUAUGAUCCAGUGUUGGCGGUGAUGUUGUUCGCCGGGGCUUUGGCUCUUCACUCUCGACAACUCGAUCUCAAACUGCGGCUUGACUAUCUCUGGGCUACUCAGGACCUGUACUACCAGUCAUAUGCACAGGUUGGAGUUCUGUUCGCCUCCAUUGCAAACUUUAACGACUUCUACAUCGAGCUUGAUGGGAACAACAUGGGAGUGGAGUGUCUGAGGCUCCUUAAUGAGAUCAUCGCCGACUUCGAUGAGCUGAUGGAUAAGGAGUGCUACAGAGACAUUGAGAAAAUCAAAACCAUUGGCAGUACUUACAUGGCUGCAGUAGGGCUGGUUCCUACGACUGCCUCCAAGGCUAAGAAGUCCAUCACCUCCCAUUUAUGCACAGUGUCGGACUUUGCCAUUGAGAUGUUUGACGUCCUGGAUGCCAUCAACUACCAGUCCUACAAUGACUUUGUACUGAGAGUGGGAAUCAAUGUGGGUCCGGUGGUGGCCGGUGUGAUCGGAGCCAGGAGACCUCAGUAUGACAUCUGGGGGAACACCGUGAACGUGGCCAGUCGCAUGGACAGCACUGGAGUACAGGGAAAGAUACAGGUGACCGAGGAUGUCUAUCGUCUCAUCACAGAUGUCUACGAUUUCGAGUGCAGGGGUCAGGUCAGUGUAAAGGGCAAAGGUCAGAUGCUCACGUACUUCCUGAAGGGGCGGAGGCCGGGCAGCAGGCCAGCUCAUUCACAACAGCAACAAACAAACUCGGAGCGGCGAUCCAGCGCCUUCAGCCACGGCAGUGUGUGCACCAGGCUAAGCCCCGCCCCCACGGUCACCACAUACGCCACAAUGAGGACAGCCAGCCCCGGGACCACCAAACCCACCGCGUCCACCAGCACCACCAGGUAUCUGCCCUCUGUCCCUGUGGCCAUGGUCUGAGGGACAUAAAGACCCGCUGCACAGAGACACUCCUCGUCCAAUAGGAAGCCAGUAUUGGGCCCUAGUUUCACGCAGGACUGACCAUGGGCAUUGGAGGAGGCCAGCCCCCUCUCACCUGAGCCCUGUGUGUUGCUUUACUCUGCAGGGUGCCGUGGACAGGAUACAGGAUGCUUUAGCCACGUUGCUCAGUAACCAAUCAAAGGCCAAGGACAUCUCCAGGAAUUCAAACUGUAUCCACCACUUUAACAAGCUAAAAUCUCUAAACAAUGCACAAGUGAUUGUGUAGCACACAAGCCUCCGCUAAUGUAAAGUCCUUUAAUCACUUUAACCUACCCUUUCUCUCAGUAUUAAACCAAAUCAGUGUUGUUGCCUUAGCAACCACUCCUCAAAAUGCCAUUUUCUGUUGCCUUUCAGGUUCUUUAUUGAUUAACUGAAGACCAAUUAGCACAGUUGAAGUCGUUACUGGAGCUGUGUCAUCAGAUGUAAUAUUAGUUUAUGGGGAUGAAGCCAAAUGUUCGUACACGGCGGUUAGUAGUAAAACUUGCCAAACACAGGAGGGCAUUGCCUUGUCAUUGGCGGUUAGGUGGUUUCUUUGUGGCACAAGCCCCUUUACCUUUACCCUCACAUGGCACAUGAGGUGGACUCGGACUCCCUGGGCCUGGCUCAGUGUUUUUAAGUGCAUGAGGCCACUGCUGCAUUAGCUCAUGUUUGCUGUCUGUUUCCCUGUGAUGCUUGACUUCCAGAUUCUUCCUUGUCAAAGUGUAGCAAUAACUUGGUUUGUCUCUUCAGCCUGUUCCCUACUUGCAUGCUGUAGCCAGCUGGACCCUAUUUUGACCUGAUAGUGUAUGUAGCCAAUAGAGUGUGCAUAGCUAGCCACACAAUCUGUAUCUCUAUGGAUCUGAAGCAUGACUUAAACCUUAUUUUCUGUAUUGUGUGAUUGAGUGUGAUUCCUUCCUUCUGAUGUUAUAUUUUAAAAGACAUUUUCAGCGUGCUUGUUUAUUAUUAAGAAUAUUUUAUAUGGUUAAGAUAUUCUGUUAUCUACUAUUUUUAUGAACACUUCUAAAAGCUGCUUUGGUACAAAAGAAAACUGCUGUUUAUGAGGAGACACCCAAACCUCUGUAUCUGACUUCCUCGAACAACCCAGAAGAUUGACUUUGCAGCGAGCAUGCUACUUACAGUGAGGCUAACCACAGUCAGUCUCCUCUAAUCUGCAGAGCCUUACAUUACCAGGCUCGUACAUGCAUGCUUUGAUGAGACAGACACAGCCCGAGCAGCAGGGUGGCUCUUCUCCAUGUAGUUCUCAUGCAUGCGCUCAAGGUAGCAGUCCUCCUUGAAUGUUAGGUGCUUUUUGACUGUGUCUUCUCCAUGAGCUUGGUGUGUUUUGAGGACAUUUCAGGACAGAUUGACAUCAGGCAGGGGGCGGGACUUCUCCUCUCCCUUUCUUCCUGUUGGGGUCAACAGGUAGCUGGUUUUCAAAUGUGCCAACCUAUUUUCAUAAACAUAUCAAGUUGAUCGUGUUGAGCUGUAGCACUACUGAACGUGUGGCUACAGCUGUUGUGGAUUUUCUUUUGUUGGAUGCCUGUAUUUUUGCUGUUUUAAGAUGUUUAAGAUCCUUGCUGGUUUUAUAACAAAACAAUGGCAAGUGUUGAUUUUGGAUAGAUUUAUUGGGCGGCCUGACGAGAUGAACUUGUAGUUUAAAUAUUGUGUAGUCACAAUAGCUUAAGCGCUUUCUUUGAGGUUCAAAUGAGGAUUUUUAUAUACUUGCUUUAACAGUCCGUAACAUUGAUGGAAAGGGUUAUGUACAAUAUUUUUCCUGUAAAUUUCAUAUUUUCUUACUGUAAAAUACGGGUUUCAAUUGUUAUAUGUAGGUAUUACUAGCUAUUACUGUACAAUGUCUUUUUCAGAGCUAUAUUACGAAUGACCAGAUCUUUGUCUUUUGUUGGAGAUGUAUUUAUGGAGCUGUUUAUGUGAAUGUACAUUUUGUUAAAGAUGAUAUUUUAUACUGUGUUUGCACUGCGAUGAUAUUGGCGUAUUACAAAAUAAA
This is a messenger RNA of Periophthalmus magnuspinnatus, 4972 nucleotides long. RefSeq names its product adenylate cyclase type 1-like. The record is from RefSeq and is a predicted model, not a curated record. Gene Ontology annotation, biological process: cAMP biosynthetic process; intracellular signal transduction; adenylate cyclase-activating G protein-coupled receptor signaling pathway. Bases 130 to 2928 code for a protein of 932 amino acids. The transcript has 19 exons. Lineage: Eukaryota; Metazoa; Chordata; Actinopteri; Gobiiformes; Gobiidae. Gene Ontology annotation, cellular component: plasma membrane. Gene Ontology annotation, molecular function: adenylate cyclase activity.